Messenger RNA from Lates calcarifer (barramundi perch), 2585 nucleotides. It is a transcript of the gene gip, whose product is annotated as gastric inhibitory polypeptide. The record is from RefSeq and is a predicted model, not a curated record. Gene Ontology annotation, molecular function: glucagon receptor binding; hormone activity. Gene Ontology annotation, biological process: regulation of fatty acid biosynthetic process; regulation of insulin secretion; response to starvation. Lineage: Eukaryota; Metazoa; Chordata; Actinopteri; Centropomidae. Gene Ontology annotation, cellular component: extracellular region.
UAUUUCCACAACAUGUUGGACAUGUUGAUAUUAGUACAUAUAUCACAUCAUUCCUGCAGAUUUGUCAGCUGCACUUUCAUGCUUCAACUUCCUAAAGGUUUUCUGCUGGAUUCAGACCUGGUAACUGCGGAGGCCACUGAAGUACAGGCCAGUUAGCAAGGUCAAAAAGAGCUGAGAGCAACACAUUAUGAGAAGCAAAACAAAUUAUGAACACCAGUAUUGAGAUUAAUAUAAAAACAGAAUUUAAAAGCUUGAAGCAAAAAACAUUUUGCUGAAAUUAGGCUGUUUGUUUGUUCUUGCUGAAGAGUUUCCACUGAACUUAAAGACCAAAAUGAUAAAAAAACUAAUCUGCUUUUGUGGAUAAAGACUUUUCUUAGAAGAACAUAUAGGUUUUUGUUAAGUUAAAUCAUUUUUUUUGUACUGCUGUAAAGACGUAGGUACAGAUAUCAAGCUGUUGUAGUCACCAGAAAAUUAGAGUCAAUAUAAAAUAAUAAAGAAAUUAAGGAAUCAAUUUUCCAGAAGGAAAUUUCUUUCCCUAAGACAACUUUCAGUCAAACACCCUGAUCCUGAACAUUUAAGCCUACAAGCUUUAUCUUCACAUAUUAUCAACAAACCAUUACUUUUUCAUAUAUGCAGCUAAAGUGCCACUUUUCCAUUAGUGUAAUGGUCCAUGAAUUUUUCCUGUGGGUUGUUAACUCAGCACCAACUCUUUAGGAAAGUAAAAUUAUGUCUCUCUCCACAUGUAUUACAGCGCUGCUUAUCAGUAGUCACCUGUGUAUGUGUGUUUCAUUAAUGCUUUAAUGUGGUGGAACUAAAAUGUUUUUCUUCCUCAGUUUCCUGCUACGACACAUAGAAUUACCUCAGAGAAAAUUGUAUAAAAGCCCAUUUUCUGUAACGCACCAGGGUGAGUAGCUUCAGAGUCUCUCAUUGCCCGUAUAAAGAUAUCUCAAUUUAAAGGUCAUCAUGAAAGUAGUGCUCUUUGAACUUCUGGUCGUCUGCCUGCUUGGAGCGCUGCAUGCAGGAGCAAAUGCUCAACCUGAAGAGACAGGUCUCAGUGAGUACGAACAGCAUGUGGGGAAAAGAUACGCUGAGUCAACCAUUGCCAGUGAAAUCAGCAAAAUCAUGGAUUCAAUGGUGCAGAGGAACUUUGUUGAAUUCUUGCUCAACCAAAGGGACAAAAGAAGCAAGCCUGCUGCUGUGGAAGAGGAUCCAGAGGAACGUCAAUACAACGACCUGCUGAACUCAGACUGCAUGAGAAGCAGAGGAGACAGAUCUAAGUGUGUUUGAAUGUUGUGUAAACUGAGUCCAUCAAUCAAUUAGAUGAUCAACAGAAACAUAAUCAGCAUCUAGUUUGAUAACUGAUCAAUCAUUUAAGUGAUUAACAUUACCUGUUUUCAGCUUCUCAGAUGUGAAGAUUUGAUGUAUUUUUGUCUUAUAUGAAAUUGUGAUUUUCACUGAUUUUUAACAUUUCAUAAACCAAACCAUUCAGUUCAUUCCUGAACUGAUCUGUCUUGUUUUACAGGGUCCAACAAGGUGCAAUGAUGCUGGUAAAAAUCAUCAAACAGCUCAUAAUAACACUUUCUCUGACUUCUACGUCUUGAUGUAAUGAAAGUUUGGACAAUGUGCAAUGUGUUUAGUGAAAUUAGGUCCUGUGCAAAGCCUCCACCUGUAGAACUGAAAUCUGCAAAAUAAAAAUAACUUGAGAGUGACUGAAAUAACUAUGUGGUGUUGUAUUUUGUUUUCUCACAAACAUGUGAUUAAAUUGUACUUUUAUUUCAGUCAUCCAAGUUAAUGCUGCUUCACUAGUUACAUUUAUUUACAUUAUUAAGUAAACAUUAUUUACAUUUAACAGCUAUAAUUAGUUGCUGCUUUUUGUAUUACACACAAAAGCUUAUAAAACAUGAUUUAUUGUUAGUUAAAGUACCUCAGCACAGCACAGUGGUUAAAAUCAGCUCCACUUUGACCACCUACAGUGUCAAAAUGUUGCUGCCAUGUUAGUAACAUAACAAAGCCAAAAUAUUAUUUAAAGGAGCUAUUCUUUAUAAUCAGUAUUUUCUCAGACAUUUUUCCUUUUUAUGUAUUUAAUUUAUUUAAGUUUAUUUGAAGUAUCUAAAUAAUAUCUCAAAUAAAUGCGCUGCUAUAUCCGCCAUGACACGAGGGGGCGAUAUAAUAUAAUCUGUUGACGUCACCGACCAGCCGGAAGUGUUUUAUUUCCUACUAAACAAAAUGGAAACACUUGUACUGGAUUAGCUUUGAAUGUUCCGAAAUAUUCCUGAAAUUUCUUAUUUUUCGGGCUUUUCGAGUCUAAAUACCAGUGGCCUGCUGCUGUGAUGUGGAACAUUGUUGAAGAAGUUCGCGUUGAAGUGAAAUCUGCGUAUUACAGUCGCUAAAAUAACAAAUAUACUCGCAGCUAGCUUGGCUUUAUCGCUCACUCUAACGUUAGAAAUUGACUUACCCUACAGCAUUCUGCGAUAAACACACCCGUAGUUUAGAUUUUACUUUUACAUUUUUAAAUCGGGCAGCAGACAAAAUGCAUCGGAGAGGUGUCGGAGCGGGAGCUAUUGCCAAAAAGAAACUGGCAGAGG